GAUUGUGUAAUCCAGAUUACAUAUAAUCCAUGAUCAGUGCGUGUACCUGCAGAUCCAACAUGCCGAUUCCUGCCGACAGCAUCAGUUUAACACAACAGAGCAGAACAGACGGCAGAGAUGAGUGUGUUUCCUGAAGAAACUCCUCCUAAUGUCAGACACACACACACAGAGAGAGAGAGAAAGUCGCUGAAGGUGCUCGAGGACGCAGCGGUGUUGUGAUGUGGGCUGUGCUUCUGCUGUUGCUCCUCCCCCCUGAGGGGUCUGGCUCCUCCCCCUCCAGGCCUACGCCCAAAUACUGCCGCAGGUGCUGCGAUCACCUAGACCUGCCCUUAAGCCCUGCCUCCUCCCACUCUGCAGCCAAUCAGAUGCCAGAGAUCCGGACAAUCAUUAACAUGACCAUACUUAAAGGUGAUAAAGGAGAUCGAGGUGACCGAGGGACCCCUGGUAAAUCCGGACAGGACGGAUCCCCGGGAUUCAGAGGUGUUACAGGGCCCAAAGGCAGUAAAGGAGGCCCCGGAGCCCCUGGAGACCCCUGCAAAGUCCAGCAGUCGUCCUUCUCGGUGGGCCGCCGCAAAGCUCUGCACAGCGCAGAUUACUACCAGACGCUGAUCUUCGACACGGUGUUCGUCAAUCUGGGGGAACACUUCAACAUGUUCAAAGGCAAGUUCUUCUGCGUGGUUCCCGGCGUCUACUUCUUCAACCUGAACAUCCACACCUGGAACCUGAAGGAGACGUACCUGCACGUGAUGCAGAACGAGCGGCCGCAGGUGAUCCUGUACGCGCAGCCCAGCGAGCGCUCCAUCAUGCAGAGCCAGAGCAUCAUGCUGCCGCUGGAGACCCACGACACCGUCUGGGUGCGGCUCUACAAACGACAGCGCGACAACGCCAUCUAUAGCGACCACAGCGAUGUCUACGUCACAUUCAACGGUCACCUGGUGGCUCCCAAAGGCUGAAGAGCUGAGAGAUUAGAGGAGGGACCGCCACUGGCAAAUGUGUGUGUGAGUGUGUUCAUUGUGUGUUGUGUUGUUUUAAUCCUGUGUGUUCAUUGUGUGUUGUGUUGAUUCAAUUCUGUGUGUGUGUGUUCACUGUGUUGUGUUGUUUAGAUUCUGUGUGUGUGUGUGUGUGUGUGUGUAUGAUGUGUUGUUAUAAUUCAGGGUGUAUCUGUUGUGUGUGUGUUAUUUUAAGUGUGUGUAUGUUCAGUUUAUAUAUUUGUGUGUGUGUGUGUGUGUUUUCAGUUUCUGUGUAUUCACUGUGCGUACAUUGUGUGUAUGUCUGAUGAGUAUGUGUGUGUUCUGAUGUGGGUUUGUGUGUCUGAUGUGUGUGUACAUCUGUUGUAUAUAUGUGUGUGUUCAUUGUGUGUAGAGUAUUUGCUUGUACGCACGUUUGUCUUUGUGUGUUCAAUGUGUGUGUUAUAUUAUUAUAUAAGUGUGUGCAUUUUCAAUGCAUUUGUGUGUGUGUUGUGUGUGUUUUCACUGUGUCUGUGUGUCCUUGUUUGUUCAUUGUAUGAAUGUUCUUUGUGUGUGUGUGUGUGUGUGUUUGUAUUUGUACAUGGGCUUGUCUUUGUUUGUGUGUGUGUGUGUGUGUGUGUGUAUGCGUGUGUUUGGCUGC
Danio rerio (zebrafish) is the source of this 1608-nucleotide messenger RNA. Lineage: Eukaryota; Metazoa; Chordata; Actinopteri; Cypriniformes; Danionidae. The record is from RefSeq and is a predicted model, not a curated record.